Molecule: messenger RNA, 1016 nt
Organism: Mesitornis unicolor (brown roatelo)
Lineage: Eukaryota; Metazoa; Chordata; Aves; Mesitornithiformes; Mesitornithidae
Gene: ARRDC2
Product: arrestin domain containing 2
Exons: 7
Biological process (GO): protein transport
Cellular component (GO): plasma membrane; cytoplasm
Source: RefSeq, a predicted model, not a curated record
UCUCCACCACCGAAUCACCUGGGGAGGAAGUUCUGCAGGAGAAAGAUAAUUGUCUUACAUCUGUUUUGCCCACAGACAAUGGUGAGGUCACCGUCCUGCAGGCAGGAAGGCAUGAGUUCCCCUUUACCUUCCAGCUCCCCGAGACCCUGGCUACCUCCUUCGAGGGAAAGCACGGCAGCGUGCGCUACUGGGUGAAAGCCAAACUGCACAGGCCCUGGUCGACGGUGAAGAAGGCAAAGAAGGAGUUCACUGUGAUCGAGCCCAUCGAUAUCAACACGCCUGCGCUGCUGGCUCCCCAGGCAGGUGCUAAGGAGAAACUAGCUCGUGCUUGGUACUGCAAUCGUGGCCAGGUUUCUGUGACUGCCAAGAUUGACCGAAAAGGCUACACCCCAGGUGAGGUCAUCCCUAUCUUUGCCGAGAUCGACAACUGCACAAGCCGUGCAGUGGUGCCCAAGGCAGCCAUCAUCCAGACUCAGACCUUCAUCGCCCGGGGCACCAAGAAGCAGAAGAAGUCAGUGGUGACCAGCAUUGUUGGCGACUCCAUCGCAGCAGGGAAGCGGGAAGUGUGGCACGGGCGGGCGCUGAAGAUCCCCCCGGUGGGUCCCUCCAUCCUCCAGUGCCGCAUCCUCCAGGUGGAAUAUUCCCUGAAGGUUUGCGUGGAUAUUCCUGGGACGUCCAAGCUGCUCCUUGAGCUGCCGCUGGUCAUCGGAACCAUCCCACUGCACCCCUUUGGGAGCCGCACCUCCAGCGUCAGCAGCCAGUACAGUGUCAACCUGGACUGGCUGAGCACCAUCCCGGAGCAGCCAGAGGCUCCUCCUGAGUACUCGGCAGUCGUGUCCAGCCCCGAGGCUGAGCAGAGCCUGGCUCCACCGUGCCGCAGUGAACUUGACGGCGUCCUGGAAGGUCCCUUCUUCGCAUACAUCCAGGAGUUUCGCUUCCGGCCACCUCCACUGUAUUCAGAGAUUGAUCCAAACCCCCCUUUGGCCAGCAUCCGCCCACGCUGCAUGACCUGUUGA